Rangifer tarandus platyrhynchus (Svalbard reindeer) is the source of this 951-nucleotide messenger RNA. NCBI's taxonomy places the organism in Eukaryota, Metazoa, Chordata, Mammalia, Artiodactyla, Cervidae. The record is from the annotation of a GenBank genome assembly.
AUGACAGCUUUGAGUCCGGGCGCGGCCGCCGGGGCGAGCAGCAACCAACAGAUGCGUGGGAAGACAGCUUCUCUGAAGAAGAGCACCGAGAAGCUAGGUGGGGUCCAGAGAGCCCAAGACACCAGUCUGUCCUGGCCAGAAGGCUUGAAGGGUGAAGAUGUAAAGAAGUGUAGCGGAGAAGGGACGCUACGGAGUAAAUACAACCAGCAGUACCACAAGCUGUUUAAGGACAUUCCCUUGGAGGAAGUGGUUCUCAAAGUGUGCUCCUGUGCCCUCCAGAGGGACCUGCUUCUCCAGGGCCGGCUCUACAUCUCCCCCAACUGGCUCUGCUUCCAUGCCAGCCUCUUCGGCAAGGAUAUCAAGGUGGUCAUUCCCGUAGUGUCUGUGCAAAUGAUCAAAAAACACAAGAUGGCACGGCUCCUUCCCAAUGGCCUGGCCAUCACCACCAACACCAGCCAGAAGUAUGUCUUUGUGUCCCUGCUCUCCCGGGACAGUGUAUACGACAUGCUGAGAAGGGUCUGCACCCACCUACAGCCUUCAAGCAAGAAGAGUCUGUGUGUAAGAGAAUUUCCAGAGGAACCUGAGUGCGAGUCUCUGGAAGCCCUCAUCCCUGAGAUGAAGUGGAGGAAAGUGUGCCCUGCCUCCAGGUCCCUGUCCCUCCCAGACAGCAUCCCUUGUAUCUCUCGGGCAUCCAUGGAAUCCACGGACAGCUUCUUCCCCUCCAAGAAGCCUCUGGGGUCUGAGACCUCCGACUGUGAGGAGGAGAAGCUGGAGGCGGGGCCCGCGGGCCACGGGGAGCUCAGGCUCUGGGAUUACCGGCUCCUGACGGUCGUCUUCGUGCUGAUCUGCUUCUUGGUCAUGUCUUCAUCCUACCUGGCGUUCCGCAUCUCCCAGCUAGAACAGCAGUUAUGUUCCCUGAAUUGGGGCGGCUCGGUCCCUGGGCACAGGUGA